GACGCGCGCGACGUCCGGGUCGCCAUGAUCGGCAACGUCGACAGCGGCAAGUCGACGCUCAUCGGCGUCCUCACGGCCGGCGGCCUCGACGACGGCCGCGGCGGCGCGCGGAGCCUCGUGCUGCGCCACAAGCACGAGCAGGAGAACGGGCGGACGUCGACGGUGUCCGUCGAGCUCAUGGGCUUCCAGGGCGAGCGGCAGGUGCUGCCGACGGCGCGGCAGCACGCCCAGCGCUGGAAGGAGGUCGUCGACGCCUGCGACCGCAACGUGAGCUUGAUCGAUCUGUGCGGCCACGAGCGCUACCUGAAGACGACGGUCUUUGGUUUGACGGCGAUGCUCCCCGACUUCGCUUUGCUGGUCGUCGGCGCGAACAUGGGCGUGCAGCGCAUGACGCGCGAGCACAUCUCCAUCGCCGUCGCGCUGAGCCUGCCCAUCGCCGUCGUCGUCACCAAGGUCGACAUCUGCCCGCCGGACGUGUUGAAGCAGACGCGGCAGACGCUCGCUAGAUGCUUGCGCCAUCACGGCCGCAUGCCCAUGCCCGUCAAGGAGCGCGACCAGCUCGCCAACGCGGCGGAGUCCGCGGGCGCCGGCCGCGUCGCGCCGGUGUUUGCGGUAUCGUCGGUCAAGGGCGACGGGCUCGACCUCCUCAAGGGGUUCCUCGGGCUCCUCGAGCGCGCGCCGCGGCCGAUCCCUACGCACCUCUGCAUCGACGGCGUCUACGAGGUGCGGGGCGUGGGCCUCAUCGUCGGAGGCACGCUCACGCGCGGCGCGAUCGCCGUCGGCGACGCGCUCUGGCUCGGGCCGGACCGCGCGGGCGCGUUCGUGUCCGUGUCCGUCAAGUCCAUCGAGUGCAAGCGCCAGCCCAUCGAUGCCAUCAAGCCCGGCGUCAACGCGACGCUGGCCCUGCGGGCCCUCCACCGCAAGGCGCCGCCGCUGCGCCGCGCGUACUACCGCAAGGGCAUGGUGCUCCUCGGCGCGUCGGACGCGCCGCGCGCGUCGCGCCGCUUCUCCGCGGACGUCGUCAUCCUCCACCACUCGACCACCGUCCAGGAGGGCUACCAGCCCGUCGUCCACUGCGGCGUCGUCCGCCAGGCCUGCGCGCUCCUCAACAUCUGCAACAAGGAGAACCUGCUCCGCACGGGCGCGAAGGCGCGCGUCACGUUCCGCUUCAUGUACCACACGGAGUACCUCCUCGUCGGCGCCACCUUCCUCUUCCGCGAGGGCCGCGCCAAGGGCAUCGGCAAGAUC
Messenger RNA from Aureococcus anophagefferens, 1248 nucleotides. RefSeq lists its product as hypothetical. The annotation marks the transcript as partial. Gene Ontology annotation, molecular function: GTP binding; GTPase activity; translation elongation factor activity. The record is from RefSeq and is a predicted model, not a curated record. Lineage: Eukaryota; Pelagophyceae; Pelagomonadales; Pelagomonadaceae. The transcript has 3 exons. Gene Ontology annotation, biological process: translational elongation.